This is a messenger RNA of Sodiomyces alkalinus F11, 713 nucleotides long. RefSeq lists its product as hypothetical. The record is from RefSeq and is a predicted model, not a curated record. Bases 245 to 676 code for a protein of 143 amino acids. The transcript has a single exon. NCBI's taxonomy places the organism in Eukaryota, Fungi, Ascomycota, Sordariomycetes, Glomerellales, Plectosphaerellaceae.
GCUUCAUUCAAGCUUCGCACCGAGUCUACUCUCUGUCUGUCUGUCCGUCCUUUUCUCUCGUAUUCAAAAUGUCCGGUAUCAGUAACGACUGUGCAGUGUGCAUUUGCGCUCGGUAAGUUCGACGUGGGCAAGCCCGAGAGGAGCCCCUCGUUGAUAGUGGUGAUUCGUGAAGGAUUGAAGAUGACAUAUAAAGGUACGGAUACUUUGAGGCCCGCUGGCCGCUCUGGUCCAGUGGUCCUUGGCUAUGGCUGUGCACUGUACAUACAGUUUGUCUCGCCUUCCCCGCCUUCGCUUUGGGGGCUGUCGUAGCUUGUUCUUCGUUCUUUUUCCUGUUCCAUGGCGUAUCGUACUUUACCUCAGUGGCGCAGCCCAGCCACGCGACUUGAUAGACCGCGUGAAAUGCCAUCGAAGGGUAAUACAGGGAUCCAAUCAUUCCCUUUCAGGUGACCGAUUUUUUUUCUUUUUUUUUUUUGAAUUCCGUACGCAAGUAGUAAACUUGUUGGCUUCUUGGAUUGUCCCGUCUUACGGAUACAGGUCGUAUUCAGAUCCCCGCGAUCUACAGCUUAGGCUCCAUCAUGACCGAAUGGAAUCAUGGGAUGUGAUGCUUCGGGGUCGAGUGAAAGUAAUUAGGCAGGUUCCACGGUGGACAGAGGGACAUGUAAAUGUUGCGGUGUAGGUAGAUCGUAUCAAUCCUAUCUCUUAUUAUUGCCGAG